CUGAAAUAAAAUAUUAUGGAUACAGCUGAAGCCUUCAUGAAUGGUCUGCAAUUCCCUUUCUCCUCAGAGGUUUUUGACUCCAGUGAAGAAUCUGGGCAUCUUGUUCUCACCAUAGUUACAUCGGGUCAUUUCUUCAUUUCCCAAGGACAGACACUGUUGGAAGGGUUUUCACUCAUUGGUAGCAAGAACUGGUUGAAGAUUGUAAGACGCAUGGAUUGUCUGUUGUUUGGAACAACGAUAAAGAACAAGAGUCGUAUGUUCCGGGUGCAGUUUAGUGGAGGCUCAAAGGAGCAGGCGCUGGAACACUGCUGCAGCUGCGUGCAGAACCUGGCCCAGUACCUCACUGUCCAGGUGCCUGACGGAAUCAGCCAGGAGCUCAGGCUGGGUCCUAGCCCACUGUGGACAGGUGAAAGCCAACGGAAGGGCUGUGUGCAGAGCAUCCCACCACAGCAUGAUUCACACCAGAACCUGGAGCAGCAACGGUGGGUACCAGCUGGCACAGGCACUCCAAGAGGAAGGACCUCAGUGGCCUGGUUAGCUCAGUCUCUCCUGGCAUCAGAGGAGCUGCCCGUGGUCUAUGAACAAUCUGCAUGGAACACGGAAGAGUUAGGCCCCUUUCUACGCUUGUGCCUCAUGGAUCAGAAUUUCCCAGCAUUUGUGGAAGAGGUGGAAAAGGAACUAAAAAAGCUGACAGAGCUGAGCAACUAACAUUCUAUAUACAUACAGAACUGAGGAACUUCAGUGCAAUGGAAAAAAUGCUUCCUCCUAAGACUAGAGAAGAUACUAGAAUAAAGAGUAUUAUUCCAACACCUUUUAUCAGUUUUAUUUUUAAAAACAGGUGAAUCCACUUUUUUAUACAUCAUUGCACUUCAACAAUUACACAAAACACAAGUACAUGCAUCUACCAUUACGCACCGUGUGAGAACCCUGCCGGGUGUGAAAAUCUACACUCAAUCAAUGAAAAAAUACAGUGUCAACCUCAAAGUAUAACUAGUUGCAUAGAAUACCAUGCUGUAACAUUUCAAGGUCAUUGAAAACAAAAGGUAAAUUAUAAAAGUUUGCCUUAAUUGAAUGUACAAUCAGGUUCAACACAUCAGUGCAAAAGGAUCUAAAUUUACAUGAUUUAACAAAAGAAAAAAUAAUCACUUAAAAAGCAAU
Messenger RNA from Globicephala melas (long-finned pilot whale), 1158 nucleotides. It is a transcript of the gene REC114, whose product is annotated as REC114 meiotic recombination protein. The record is from RefSeq and is a predicted model, not a curated record. NCBI's taxonomy places the organism in Eukaryota, Metazoa, Chordata, Mammalia, Artiodactyla, Delphinidae.